Molecule: messenger RNA, 795 nt
Organism: Klebsormidium nitens
Lineage: Eukaryota; Viridiplantae; Streptophyta; Klebsormidiophyceae; Klebsormidiales; Klebsormidiaceae
Source: the annotation of a GenBank genome assembly
CAGGUACCAAAAAGCUAAAGCUCGGUGAGCUUGGCCUCCUGGCAUCCAUGCGAGAUCUGUUUCUACACGCACAAAAGAUGAGGAUGCCUGCAGUCCUCGUACUCGAGGACGAUGCUCUGCUUCACAAGCAGUUCGGCGACAAACUGAAAGAGCUCUUGUCAACGAGCGCGCGGUGCUCCAACUACCUACGAGGAAACAGUAGUGGUGGCGUGUUGUUGCUCGGGGCAACAGAAUGGUCCCUCGAUGCUUGGAACUGGAUUCGAGACGAAGUCGACACGAGGGUAUACGACGCAUCGGCAGCCCGCUGCUACAAUGCAAAUCUACACACGUGUGGCACUUUCGCCACAAUGUAUCACCGAGACACUUAUGAAAGUAUACUGCGGUGGAUAAGCGUUCAGCUUUCGAGUCGAAAAGAGCCGUACGAUCACGUGUAUCAACAUCUAGCGGCCAACGGGACUAUCGUGAGAGUAGCUUACCCGUACCUGGCGGUUGCAGACGUCGGCCAUGCUAGCGCGGUAGAUCCAGGAAGAAGCCAAGACGUCGUCGACCGAAGUCUUCGACACGAAUGGAACCUGUCUUUGUAUCACGAGCCUGUGCAGGACCUCGUAUUUUAACACCGCUCUUGUGCUUGGAGACGACGUAGGAUAGCAGUUCCUUGUAUCAUAUGCUGCCUGCUUUUACUCAGUCGGAUAUCUGUAUCGGACGGUUAGUUAGCAGAUUAGAAAUCACCGUCGCUGCUUGGCGUCUUCGUGAAUUAAGGCCAGGGAAUCAGUCCGAAUGUUGACAAUCGUGGUG